UUCUACGAAGUUUUACUAGAUGACAAUAUGAGAAGCAGUAUUAGUUUUAGACAAUGCUAUCGACUGCACAGAUUCUUCCACACCAUUUCGAUAUGAUCCGGCAAGUUUUGAUGAUCUCUCCAUAAUUAAAUUGCUAAGAAUGAAGGAAGCCAAAUAUAAUAUUUAUGGUUUGAUAACCAAGCUAUCAAUAUAGCAAGAAAUGCUCUGUUUUUAAACUUCCGAGAAAGGUAUCCUGACUUCAAUAAAUGAGGUAGAAGUGACGAAAUCACAGAAACUUGUAAUUUCGGCUGUAUUCUCUUCGAGUUAGUUGUUCGUGAUCUUCUCAUUCAGCUCGGCCCUUAGCUUUUUUACUCAAUACCUGAGAAAGUAGACCGCAUAGCUUGAAUAUAUCCAUUUAUAGAGUGUGUAAGCUAUGCUCAAAUCUUCACCAAAAUAUUACAAUGAGGAACUAGUCCUCUGAAAACACCGUAAUACUUAAUUUCACACAAUUACGUUUAUUCCUUUUUUUCAACUUUAUCAUGGUUGAAAAUAGUUCUCUAGUUUGUACUGACAUUUUCUUUUCUCGUGAGUGUUUUAUGAAAUGUCAUCCAAGACUUGUUUUGUUGCAGAAAAGCUGUGCAAAAGUGCUUCCGUUGCAUGAAAUGACAUACUUUUCACAUGGACAUAUGAGCGCCACCUUUAAACAAUGUAGCUGAAAGAAAAUGCCACCGAUAGGUAAAAGCAAAAAUAAUAUAUAUAAUUCAAAGAAAAUUAACGCUUUAUGACAGCAUUCAGCAGCGCAUUUUCAAAAACAAAUUACGAAUGCGCAAAAAAAGAAAGGGCAUCUAAUUUGCAAAGUAAUUUAAUUCUGUAAUACGUGCUUAUGAACCACUAUACUUAACACUGUUGGUAACGUUGCCAUAACUUUGUCCACAGCAGUCUUUUAUACGUUCUAUUUCAUGGCUAUUAAUUUCGACCCCAUGUAAAUCGCGAGUUAAUUAUGCGUGCAGACCCCAUUUCAGUCAAUCAGAACUUUUUUGUUCACAUGGUACUCACUAGAACUUUCUAUCAACGGAAGCCUUAAAUACAGUGGUUUUUAGCGAGAAAAAGCAUACUAAUACAGCAAAAUAAAUUAUGUUCAACUUGAUUUUAUAUGGGAACAACACACAGCUUAAACAAUAUCUAAUUUAUCCAUCGAAACGUCGUUACCGUGGGACCAAGAUGAUCGAAGCAAAGAUGGUGGGUAUUUUGAUCAUCGCAAUCGAUCACCACUAAUGCUGUCUGUAUUUCUUGAAGCUUUGUACAAAUUGUAGCAAUAAAAGUAUAUAUAAACUUCCACCAAGUCUUGUCGCAACCCACGCUACAACCCUAACCGCUACCCCAGUGCUAAACUGAUACUUUGUUUAUCAAUUCGAAGAAAUGAAAGACGAUGUUCCCCCGAUGUAAUUUGAACUCUGAACGCAGAGAGCCAGAAAUGACGCUACAAGAUUCCCUUUUUCUUUUAAUUGGACGUGACUCUGAUGUGAAACAAUGAUCCUCUUGGAUAAUGUGCUUCCUAUCGUCGAUGAUUUUGAUCCUCCCAAAUGUCUCAGUGAACGCUGCCAUGACAUAUUUCCUGAUUUUGUGACGUUUGUCAUCAUACCAGCUGCUGUAUUGCUUUUGGUUGUUCUCUUUCUCAGCUGCAUGAUGUGUUGUGGUAGAGUUGGCAUAGAGAAAAGAAUUUGUCAGACACCAGAAUCUGAGCUAACUCAGUACACUUCAAUUCGGCAAGCUUCCCUUAGUCUUCGUCAAUUGUCAAAUAAUCGCGAUACUCCAAUAAAUAUAAGAAGUGCCUCUUUGUCACUUGCACAUCAAAAGCGCCGACAGCGUCUCAACAAGGCCCAUGGAAAUACAUCUCAGUCUGCCCCAACAACUUUACAGAGAUGAAGAUCAGAGAAAAACUGAUUGCCAUGCAGUAUAUUCAGAUCCAAAGCUGAGACAGCCAAGAAAUCUACAGAGAAAUAAGCAUUUUCAGACUCUGAUUACAACAAUUGUAAAAAAGAAAACAAUGCUCCUAUUAUUUAUUGACUCAAUGUAUUAUUCCAAAUUGUAUACAUACUUAAAAUAAAAUUAUCCUAUAUUAA
Molecule: messenger RNA, 2102 nt
Organism: Octopus bimaculoides (California two-spot octopus)
Lineage: Eukaryota; Metazoa; Mollusca; Cephalopoda; Octopoda; Octopodidae
Product: epsilon-sarcoglycan
Cellular component (GO): sarcoglycan complex
Source: RefSeq, a predicted model, not a curated record